Messenger RNA from Clunio marinus, 231 nucleotides. The record is from the annotation of a GenBank genome assembly. Lineage: Eukaryota; Metazoa; Arthropoda; Insecta; Diptera; Chironomidae.
AUGACGCAAACAAUUGCAAUGAAAAUUUCCUUGCGCCUUCUUAAAAGUUUAGGCCAUUCAUCUACCAUUGCAGUGAUGAAACCUUCCAUUGUACAGAAUUGUGAAUCAAGACCAAUUAGAAGAAGCAUAAAGAAAAAGAGACAUGACCAAAGUGGAGCUCCUGGCAGCUGGAGAACGGCUGAUGGAUACGCCAAGAAUGCAAGGCCGGGACCUAAUAUCAAUUAUCAAUGA